This is a messenger RNA of Glycine soja, 2934 nucleotides long. Its product is annotated as 4-methyl-5-nitrocatechol 5-monooxygenase. The coding region runs from base 431 to 2686 and encodes 751 amino acids. NCBI's taxonomy places the organism in Eukaryota, Viridiplantae, Streptophyta, Magnoliopsida, Fabales, Fabaceae. The record is from RefSeq and is a predicted model, not a curated record. Gene Ontology annotation, molecular function: FAD binding. The transcript has 11 exons.
ACACGGGAACACGUUGCACCCUUGCACUCCACGUUUUUUUUUUAUAAUCAACGACUGCUGAUACAUUUCAGAGGACACUAAUCACUCGUCAUCCCAAGUGAAAAUUGAAGAGGCAAACACGUGGUGCGAGAGUGGGAGUGUUUAGUCAUACCGUGGAUUUGGUUGUGCGCUUGGUUAUAUUACUUGGUUGGCACUAUAGCUGCCCAUAACAUGUUUGAUAUAAUGUCUGACUCAUAGAAAAUCUGAGUACUGUGUUGAGAAUGUUUUAUUGGAAACCGUGGCCAUAUUUCGGGCUCAACUGUUUUAUUUUUAUUUUAUUUUUUAAAUUCCGUGACCUUUGCUUGUUGCAAGCACCCUCUGGGAGGGUUAUAGCAUGAAUUAAAUAAUGGCAUGAAUUGUUUCCUUUAUCAUCAUUGUGCUGAAUAUAAUUAUGAUAGCUUGUGAUGGUUGUGGAGUUUUUGGCUUUUGCGUGUUCAUGAUUGGUUUGCUCUUUUUUUACAGAUCACUCUUUAGCCUCCAGUCUUCUUGUUCUUGGCUUUUAAAUUUUAGUGUCAUGGGGUUUCUAAGGUUUAUAAGAAGGUAUAGUUUCCCCUUCAAGGACAAAACUCGAAAUAGAGCAUAUGCACUUCAGCAUAUGCAAAGCAGAGGCUUCUCAAAGGAUGGAGUUCUUAAUGGUAAUGAUGUGGUGCAUCCAGUUCUGAUCAUUGGCGCAGGACCUGUGGGUCUUGUUCUUUCUAUUCUUCUCACAAAAUUAGGUAUUAAUUGCACAGUUUUGGAGAGAAACAAGGCAUUUUCAAAACAUCCACAAGCACACUUCAUCAACAAUCGAUCCAUGGAGAUAUUCCGCAAAAUUGAUGGCCUUGUUGAAGAGAUCCAAAGGUCUCAACCACCAGUAGAUUUAUGGAGGAAAUUUAUAUAUUGUACUUCCCUCUCUGGUUCAAUUCUUGGAUCGGUUGAUCACAUACAACCUCAAGAUCUUGAGCAUUUUGUCAGCCCGGUCUCUGUUGCACACUUCUCGCAGUACAAGCUAACUAUGUUACUACUCAAGCGACUUGAAAACCUAGGCUUCCAAAUAUGUGCGCCUGAAAGUUUGGAAGGAAAUGAACAGUCUUGUGAGAAAAAAAUAAUGAUGGGCCAUGAGUGUGUUUCCAUUGAUGCCAGCAAUGACUUUGUAACAGUAACUGCAUCUUCUAUCAUUAAAGGGAAGCGUGUAGAACAGAACAUUCACUGUAACAUCCUUAUUGGUACAGAUGGUGCAGGAAGUACUGUAAGAAAGCUUGUAGGAAUAGAAAUGAGAGGUGAAAAGGACUUGCAAAAACUUGUUAGUGUCCAUUUCUUUAGCAAAGACCUUGGACAGUUUUUGCUUAAGGAGAAUCCUGGUAUGCUUUUUUUUAUCUUCAAUGCUGAAGCUAUUGGGGUCCUUGUUGCUCAUGAUCUCAGGCAAGGGGAAUUUGUAUUGCAGAUACCCUUUUAUCCACCUCAGCAAACAAUUGAGGAUUUCAAUCCAAAGGCAUGUGAGAAAUUAAUCAGCAAACUUGUUGGUCGGGAGUUUGGAGAUGUAGAUGUAAUUGAUAUAAAGCCAUGGGUUAUGCAUGCUGAAGUUGCUGAGAGGUUUAUAUGUAGUGGCAACCGAAUAUUACUUGCUGGUGAUGCUGCUCAUCGAUUUCCUCCUGCUGGUGGAUUUGGAAUGAAUACUGGCAUUCAGGACGCGCAUAAUCUUGCCUGGAAAAUUGCUUCUGUGAUUAAGGGUAUUGCCCCAACUUCAAUGCUAAAUACCUACGAAAUUGAACGUAAACCGAUUGCUUUAUUCAAUACAAGAUUAAGUCUAGAAAACUAUAAAGCUGCCAUGUCUGUUCCUGCUGCACUUGGUCUUGAUCCAACUGUUGCAAACAUAGUACAUCAAUUUAUUGUUGAUGGGAUUGGUUCCAUCUUACCAUCUGGUUUGCAGAAGGUAGCUUUGGAUGGAAUUUUUGGUAUAGGUCGUGCACAGGUUUCAGAAUUUGUCCUAAAUGAAAGUAACCCUCUUGGAUCCUCAAGGUUGGCUAAGCUAAGACAUAUAUUUGAAGAAGGAAAAAGCCUUCAACUUCAGUUCCCUGCUGAAGAUCUUGGUUUUAGGUACCUACAAGGAGCACUUAUGCCAGAGAGUAAAGAUGUUGAAAGUCCUCCAGAAGUACUAACAGGGCGUCGGAGGGACUACACCCCUUCAGCACAACCAGGAUCAAGACUGCCUCAUAUAUUUGUGAGAGUAAACCCGUUAAGUGAGGAGACUGUUUCUACACUUGAUCUUGUGUCGGGAGAUAAAGUUGAGUUCAUUCUCAUCAUAGCACCUGUGGAGGAAUCUUAUCAUCUAGCUCGUGAAGCAUUCAAGGUGGCUGAGGAACAAGAAAUUUUUCUCAAAGUUUGUAUUUUUUGGUCUACUGAUUCUGUUGAAGGACUUGAGAAAGGAAGUAAAGCAGCAUUAUCACCUUGGAAGAAUUACCUAGAUGUUGUUGAAGUUUGGUCAUCAACUUCAAAUUGGUGGGAUAUGUGUAACAUGACGAACAGAGGGGCUAUUUUAGUUAGACCCGAUGAACAUAUUGCCUGGCGUACAAGUUCAGGACUUGCUGGGGAUCCUAGAGUGGAAAUGCAGAGGGUUUUUUCUGCUAUACUGGGAGUACACGGUUCAAAUAAACAAAUACACGGAUGAUUUUGUAUUGAUUCUUUCAAGAAUAUUUCCUGGCGUGCAAGUUUAGGACAAUGAUGGGGAUCCUAGAGGAGAAAUGCAGAGGGUUUUUUUCUGCUAUACUGGGAGUGCACUGUCAUACAAAUACACAGAAUAUUUUGCAUUGAUUCUUUCAAGAAUACUUUUCCUUUUCUUUUAAAAGUAGUUCAACUUUUUAUGGUCACAGGUUCCAACAAUUAAAACAAUCUCUCUGCUUCCGAGGGUUAGACGCA